This is a messenger RNA of Mus musculus (house mouse), 978 nucleotides long. RefSeq names its product keratin associated protein 4-7 (gene Krtap4-7). Bases 55 to 561 code for a protein of 168 amino acids. Gene Ontology annotation, cellular component: keratin filament; cytosol. The record is from RefSeq and is marked provisional. The transcript has a single exon. Lineage: Eukaryota; Metazoa; Chordata; Mammalia; Rodentia; Muridae.
AGAUCCUCAAAUCACUCUCUCAGAAACCCACCCAGAACCUCCACCUCUAACACCAUGGUCAGCUCCUGUUGUGGCUCUGUCUGCUCUGAGGAGGGCUGUAGCCAAGGCUGCUGCCAGCCCAGCUGCUGUGUGUCCAGCUGCUGCAGGCCUCAGUGCUGCCAGUCUGUGUGCUGCCAGCCCACCUGCUGCCGCCCCAGCUGCUGCAUCUCCAGCUGCUGUCGCCCCAGCUGCUGUAGGCCCAGUUGCUGCAGGCCCAGCUGCUGUGUGUCCAGCUGCUGCAGACCCCAGUGCUGCCAGUCUGCGUGCUGCCAGCCCACCUGCUGCCGCCCCAGCUGCUGCCGCCCCAGCUGCUGCAUCUCCAGCUGCUGCCAACCAUCUUGUGGUGGUUCUAGCUGCUGUGGCUCCAGCUGCUGCCGCCCUUGCUGCCGCCCCUGUUGCCGCCCCUGCUGCUGUCUGAGACCAGUCUGCGGUCAGGUCUGCUGCCAAACCACUUGCUACCGCCCCACUUGUGUCAUCUCCACCUGCCCUCGCCCCAUGUGCUGUGCCACCCCCUGUUGCUGAGCCUCCAUGCCUUGAUCCAGCUUCUAUUUCAUCUUUGUCCCCACAGUUGGCGACAGGGGCAUACAGAGUCAUAUCGAUGGAUGUUGUUUUGCUGAGUAACAUCUCUAUAUUUCAUUGGACCCAACAAUGGCUAUUCUAGCUUCAAUCCACAUUCUUUAUGUGGACCUUUCCUUCCCAUAGAAGUGUGAAUUAGCUUCUACUGCACCAGCUGCUGAAUUGAAUCAUCCCCAGAUUCUUAACACUUAGGUCCAAGUUACAACUCUCAAGGGUCCUCAGGUUGACUUCAAUAGUUCUCUACUGUUGAUCUUCAUAGUCCCCGACUUAAUUGUUCAAUGAAGAUGCUCUUCGGUCAUUCUUAUUCCCCCAGGUGCCCUGUGUUGUGUCACUGUGUCAAAAUAAACCACUACUUUCCCACUU